Carica papaya (papaya) is the source of this 2351-nucleotide messenger RNA. The record is from RefSeq and is a predicted model, not a curated record. Lineage: Eukaryota; Viridiplantae; Streptophyta; Magnoliopsida; Brassicales; Caricaceae.
AUUUAAGCCCAUCCGAUUUUCAUCAAGAAUUGAAGAGAGACUUGGGAGAAAAAGGGUGUCUCAGUGUCGUUGCAAGAGGAACAGGGUGGAGUAGGAAGCAGUUCGCGAUUUUUGUCGGAUGAGUAGUAGCGGGAAAGCUGAGAUCGCGAAGAGGCGAGAGGGCAUGCGUGAAGGGUGAUUGACUGUUGGAGAAAUUGGGAAGUAUGAUAAUUUGAUUUCUGGGUCAACAGAAGAUUGAGAGAAAAGGGAAGGCUCUGGAAGGAGGAGGAAGGAGAAUGGAGGCCAGAAAAGGAGAGGACUCUCUUGUUUGAUGAAGAAAGGAGAUAAAUGACGGUGCUUCUCGAGUCUUAGCGGGCAACAACAGAAUUCAUUUUUAGGUCUUCCUCUUCUGGCAUCAGAGAUGAGUAACUCAAAGGAAAAUGAUAAUGAACAACCAGGACAAAGCACGCUGGGUGGUAUGGAAGGAGAAGUUGAACAAGUUAAGGAAGAUCAUGAUUCUCCUCCACCCAUAAUUGUUCAAGAUGCCAAUCCAGCUCCCCCAUACCCUAACAGUCUUCCUGUUGAACCUGCCAUUAAGAUAACUACUAAUGAGAAGAAUAUAGAAUUGGCAUCCAUCCCUGACCAGGAUCCUCCUUCUGGGAUUUCUUCAGAUCAUUUGAAAGAGUCUUUGAAAUCUAAUACUGAAAUGGCCCUGGAUCACCAGAAAGGGUCAGUUAAAUCCAAUACUGAAACUACAAGAGAGGAAAACAAUGCAUCAGUUGAACGUGAUACUGAAAUAUCAACAUCUCUAAAAGCGGGGUCAGUUGAUGCACCUAUUGAAGCCUUAACAAAUAUAAAUGUUGAAGCCAAUGAAGUUCUUGGUUCUAAAAAAGAUAAUGAUUAUGAGGAGGGGCCUAACAUAUCUACAGAACUCCCUGAAGCUGCUGAACCUGCUACAGAGAUCAAACUUGAGGGCUAUUCUGAACUGCUUCAAAGUAAAACUGCAGGUUCUGCUGACAGUGAACUUAAAAAGAGUAAUUGUCCUGCACAUGUCAGCUACAGUUCUGCAUGUUCAGAUUUACCAUUUGACCAGGAGAAAGGAGCAGAUAUGAAGAACGGGGAGGAUAAAAUAGACUUGGCUAUGCCCAUUAUCGGAAAUCUGAAUUCGAAGCAAUCAUUUCUGUUGGAUGAGAAUCAUUUCUCCGAGGGUGGUGAAUCAGGAACUGAAGAGGAGCAGUCAGCUUUCAUGAAGGAGUUGGAAAAUUUCUUUAGAGAGAGGAGCAUGGAAUUUAAACCUCCCAAGUUCUAUGGAGAGGGUUUGAACUGCCUUAAGUUGUGGAGAGCUGUAACUAGAUUGGGUGGCUAUGACAAGGUUACUUCCUGCAAGCUGUGGAGGCAGGUGGGGGAAUCUUUUAAACCGCCAAAGACAUGUACUACUGUUUCGUGGACAUUUCGAGGUUUUUAUGAGAAGGCGCUUCUCGACUAUGAAAGGCAUCAGGCGCAUGGUGGGGAACUUGAUAUACCCAUUGCUUCCAACUCAGAGCCAAUGAAUGUCGAUCACCAGGCUUCAGUAUCAGGUAGAGCAAGGAGAGAUGCAGCAGCUCGUGCUAUGCAGGGUUGGCACUCACAGCGCCUACUUGGUAACGGUGAAGUUAGUGAUCCUAUUAUUAAGGAUAAGAAUUCUCUUUUGCUACAUAAGCGUGAAAAACAGCUUAAGAACCUUGGUUUGCUGAAACGUAAGAGACCUUCUUACAUGGAACACACCAUCAAAGCUGCUCGCACAAAAACGUCUAAACCACAAUUGGACACGACAGUGGUUUGUGUUGGACCCCCAGCUGAUUGGGUAAAAAUUAAUGUACAGAGAACUAAAGAUUGCUUUGAGGUCUACGCUUUAGUUCCAGGACUUCUGCGUGAGGAGGUGAGUGUUCAAUCAGAUCCAGCUGGACGCUUGGUUAUAAGUGGAGAGCCUGAGCAUCCUGAUAAUCUUUGGGGUGUUACACCUUUCAAAAAGGUUGUCAGCUUACCCUCAAGAAUUGACCCACAUCAGACAUCGGCUGUGGUUACUCUCCACGGGCAGUUGUUUGUUCGCGUCCCAUUUGAGCAAUCUGACUAGUAUCAAUGCAUAAAUCGGGAAUGGUAUUUUUAUUAUGAGACAGUCUGUCCAGUUUCGAUUUUGAUCCUAUGUGUAUUUGAGUUGUAGAUAAAAAGCAUAGUCAAGGAAUGAUUGACAUUUAGUUGAAGCCUUUAAUUACUCAUUUCCUUUUAAAUCCCGAUCUCUUUCUAUGUAUAUUUUAGAGAAACUGAUGCAAUUUCCUUGACUCAGAGUCUGUUUGGCGGAAUUUUUUCUGAAGAAAUAUUUGGCCGCCGGAUUU